GACGAGAUAAGCAAAAUUCUACUUGCUAGAAUCAUACCGGCUGCAUAAUUCAACAGAUCUGGCUACUUUCUCACCAUUUUAGUACUUUUCGAUUCGCUUCUCCUUGUGAUCUGUUCCAACACAAGCAGAAACUCUCCUCAUUCGACAUCCAGUAUUUCGACGUAGAUUAUGGACCCCAGCAAAGGAACACCCAGAGAACCUCAAGUCGAAGCCAGUCCGGCCCUCCAGGCAUACUAUGGCACUUUCGAAUCACGUGUCGUCUACCAGAUUGUAUUGGAAGGCAACCAUCACUUUGGCUACUACGAAAAGGAUACUUAUUGGCCAUUUCCAAUUGGUCCAAGUCUUCGGCGCAUGAAAGAUAAAGUGCUGGGCUUGCUGGAGCUUCCAACGGGCUCAAAACUCCUUGAUGCGGGGUGUGGCAAUGGUCAUACCGCAUUAUACAUGGCCCAGCAUGGCAUGCAUGUCACGGGCAUAGAUGUUAUCGACCACAUGCUUGAUGAGGCUCAGCAGAAAGUAAAGCGUGCUAGCGACUCCGACGGGCAAUUGGUCAUACGAAAACUCGAUUUCCAUCAUCUGCAAUCAAUAUCCCGCGAAUAUUUCGAUGGCAUAUAUACUUUACAAUCCUUUGGCCAUGCUACAGAUCCGGAGAAAGUUUUAGCUGGAUUCCUACGAAUCCUAAAACCAGGGGGAAGGAUAGUACUGGUGGAAACCGAGCCUCGCAGGGAUUUUGAUGCAGAUGUCGCAGAUGACGAGCUUGAUGAACAGUUGAAGCUUGUCAGUCGGUAUACUGUUCUUCCAGUGAACGACAUGUCCAGAGAGGGAUAUUUUCAAGCCCUUCUUGAGAGCGCUGGAUUUGUGGACGUGAAAGUAUGUGACUGGUCAGAGAAUAUCAAGCCUAUCUUACGCCUAUUUUAUGCUUUUGCAUGGCUGCCUUUCUUUUUCGUUCGACUUUUUCAUCUUGAAAAGCGGUAUGUCAACAUGGUUGCUGGCACGGCUGGAUAUCUUGGCCUCCCAAAGAGAUGGAGGUUUCUCGCCAUCAGCGCCUCGAAACCUAAGGAUGUAUGUGUUUGAAAAUAUUUGGCAGAAUGCGGACCUUUGCAUCGUAUGUAGACGAGUCAAUGGUCAAAUGAAAUUCG
Molecule: messenger RNA, 1136 nt
Organism: Cadophora gregata
Lineage: Eukaryota; Fungi; Ascomycota; Leotiomycetes; Helotiales; Ploettnerulaceae
Exons: 2
Coding region: 169-1071 (300 amino acids)
Molecular function (GO): S-adenosylmethionine-dependent methyltransferase activity
Source: RefSeq, a predicted model, not a curated record